AUGGCAGCAUCGGAAAGGGACCUGGUGGUGACCGACACGGUGUCUAAUCCAGGUAUCACGAUCGUCACCAUCAAUCGGCCUCGACGAAAGAAUGCGGUUGAUUUUCUCACCGCAAAGCAGCUGUACGAAGCGAUCUUGGCCUUUGAAGCUGAUACGACACAGAAAAUCUGCAUACUCACGGGGACUGGCGACACAUUCUGCGCGGGCGCAGAUCUUCACAGUGUCGCCGAAAAGCGCGAUCAGUCGCCCGGCGAGAAUCUUCAGCCCGUCAACGGCCGCAACCUAGGGCCCAUGGGUCCCUCGCGACUAAUCGUUCAGAAACCGAUGAUCGCAGCAGUGGCCGGCUAUGCGGUGGCUGGCGGACUGGAGUUGAGUCUCUUGGCUGAUCUCCGGGUGGUCGAAGAAGAUGCAGUCUUUGGGGUCUUCUGCCGGCGCUGGGGUGUCCCGUUGAUCGACGGAGGGACUGUUCGGCUGCACGCGAUUGUCGGCCUCGGUCGCGCGCUUGAUAUGAUUCUCACCGGUCGGCCAGUGGGAGCCCAAGAGGCACUGGCGAUGGGACUCGCCAACCGGGUGGUGCCGAAGGGCGAGUCGCUCAAGCAGGCCAUGGCAAUAGCCAAGCAGCUCAUCACGUUCCCAGAGCUCUGCUUGAACACAGAUCGUCGAUCGGCAUAUUAUAGUGCCUAUGAUGCGUCCUCCUUUCACGAUGCAAUGUUCCAGGAGUUUAAUGCGGGGAGUCAGGUCAUUUCCAAAGAGGCGAUUGCUGGCGCUGCAAAGUUCAGCCAGGGCUCUGGUAGACAUGGCAGCUUCAAGGGGUUCUCCAAGCUGUGA
This is a messenger RNA of Penicillium macrosclerotiorum, 828 nucleotides long. Its product is annotated as enoyl-CoA hydratase/isomerase family protein. The transcript has a single exon. Lineage: Eukaryota; Fungi; Ascomycota; Eurotiomycetes; Eurotiales; Aspergillaceae. The record is from RefSeq and is a predicted model, not a curated record. Gene Ontology annotation, molecular function: catalytic activity. The coding region runs from base 1 to 828 and encodes 275 amino acids.